Molecule: messenger RNA, 540 nt
Organism: Hansenula ciferrii
Lineage: Eukaryota; Fungi; Ascomycota; Saccharomycetes; Phaffomycetales; Wickerhamomycetaceae
Exons: 1
Coding region: 1-540 (179 amino acids)
Source: RefSeq, a predicted model, not a curated record
AUGGAACACAACAACAAAAAACUCGGUUUAUUAGAUUGGUCUUUAUCUUGGUUCUAUGGUCCAGGGGCGCAAACUUCAAAACACGAAACUAAUAAUCAACAACAACAAAUCCAAUCUUCAUCAGAAACUAGAGAUCAUGGUGCUAAUAGACGUCAAGUCCUUGUGGUGCAAGAAAACCAAGAAGAUCCAGAGUUUUUAGAUGUCACUCCUCAAUCAUUAUCUUAUGCUGAAGCCGCUUCAAUGGCAAUUCAAGAUGAUCAUAAAGAUGCAAAUAAUAACAACAACAAAACUGAUGGUAAUGAUCAUAUUGUGGAUUCUAAUGAUUUGGAAGCUGAAGUUUUGGAUUAUCAAAUGUCUGAAUUCAUGAAACGUAAAAUUAAAUAUCAAAAUUAUGUUGCUUCAAAUUAUGAUUAUAAUAGAGAUUUGUCAUCUUCGACUAAAUUUAAUGACGAAUCUCUGGAUAUUGAAGAAGUUUUAUAUAAUGAUAAACAUCAUAGACGCUCCAAAAAGACUAAGUUCCUGAAAAAGGGUAAGAAUUAA